AUGAUUCCUGAGCGACUGCAUCAGGACUGCAAAGGGCUUGUCCUGCUGGGAGUUCUCCUGGGGAUUCUGUGGGAAACCGGAUGCGCCCAAAUUCACUAUUCGGUUCCUGAGGAGCUGGAGAAAGGCUCUAGGGUGGGAAACAUCGCCAAAGACCUGGGGUUGGAGCCCCAGGAACUAGAAGAGCGCGGAGUCCGUAUAGUCUCCAGAGGUAGGACUCAACUUUUCGCUCUGAACCUUCGAAGUGGCAGCCUAAUCUCCGCAGGCAGGAUAGACCGGGAAGAGCUCUGUAUGGGCGUCUUAAAGUGUCAAUUAAAUCUGGAGAUUCUGUUGGAGGAUAAAGUAAAAAUAUAUGGGGUAGUGGUAGAAGUGAGAGACAUUAACGAUAAUGCCCCCUAUUUCCGGGAAGAUGAAUUGGAAAUAAAAGUGAGUGAAAACGCAGCCACUGGGUUGCGGUUCCCUCUUCCCCACGCUUGGGAUCUGGAUAUCGGGAAGAACUCUCUCCAGAGCUAUGGACUCAGUAGUAAUAUUCAUUUCUCCCUGGACGUGCAAAGCGGAGCGGAUGGUAACAAGUACCCAGAAUUGGUUUUGGAGCGCGCCUUGGACCGGGAGCAGAAGGCUGUUCAUCACCUUGUUCUCACCGCCUCCGAUGGGGGUGACCCAGUCCGCACAGGCACCGCGCGCAUCCAUGUGAUGGUAGUUGAUGUGAAUGACAAUGCACCAGUAUUUGCUCAGUCUGAGUACCGCGUAAGCGUUCCAGAGAAUGUGGCCAUAGGCACUAAGCUGCUUCUGGUAAGGGCCACCGACCCUGAUGAAGGAGCCAAUGCGGAAGUGAUAUAUUCCUUCCGUUAUGUGGACAACAAGGCAGCCCAAGUUUUCAAACUAGAUGCUAAUUUAGGGACAAUUUCAACAAUAGGGGAGCUGAACCAUGAGAAAUCAGAAUCCUACGAGAUGGAAGUGCAAGCAGUUGAUAACGCAGGGUAUUCUGCACGAGCCAAAGUCUUGAUCACAGUAUUGGAUGUGAAUGAUAACGCCCCUGAAGUAGUUGUCACCUCUCUCUCCAGCUCCAUUCUGGAAAACUCUCCCAGAGGGACAUUAAUUGCCCUUUUAAAUGUAAAUGAUCAAGACUCUGGGGAAAAUGGACAAGUGAUCUGUUUCAUCCGAGGGAACCUGCCAUUUACAUUAGAAAAGUCUUAUGGAAAUUACUAUAGUUUAGUGACAGACGCGCUCCUAGACCGGGAACAGGUUCCUAGCUACAACAUCACGGUGACCGCCAGUGACAGAGGAAGUCCGCCCCUGUCCACGGAAACUCAUAUCUCACUGAAAGUAGCAGACACCAACGACAACCCGCCCGCCUUCUCUGACGCUUUCUACUCCGCCUAUAUCGUGGAGAACAACCCUAGAGGAGCCUCCGUAAUGUCCGUGACCGCCUAUGACCCCGACUAUGGAGUGAACGCCCAGGUCACUUACUCACUGGCCGAGGACAGCCUUCCCGGACGGCCCAUAUCCUCCUACAUCUCCAUCAACUCCAACACUGGUGUUCUGUAUGUGCUGCAUUCCUUCGACUAUGAGCAGUUCCAAGACUUGCAUCUGCAAGUGAUAGCACAGGACAGCGGUGACCCUCCGCUCAGCAGCAACGUGUCUCUGAACCUGUUCGUGGUGGACCAAAAUGACAACGCGCCAGAGAUCCUGUACCCCACCAUCCCCACCGAUGGUUCCACUGGUGUGGAGCUGGCACCCCGCUCCGCAGAGCCUGGCUACCUGGUCACCAAGGUGGUGGCGGUGGACAGAGACUCUGGCCAGAACGCCUGGCUGUCCUACCGUCUGCUCAAGGCGAGCGAGCCAGGGCUCUUCGCGGUGGGGUUGCACACGGGCGAGGUGCGCACGGCGCGGGCCCUGCUGGACAGAGACGCGCUCAAGCAGAGCCUGGUGGUGGCGGUGCAGGACCACGGCCAGCCCCCUCUCUCGGCCACCGUCACGCUCACCGUGGCCGUGGCCGACAGCAUCCCAGCCGUCCUGGCCGACCUGGGCAGCAUGAGGACCCCCGCCGACCCAGACGAUUCGGACCUCACGCUGUAUCUGGUGGUGGCGGUGGCGGCAGUCUCGUGCGUCUUCCUGGCCUUUGUCAUCGUGCUGCUGGCGCUCAGGCUGAGGCGCUGGCACGCGUCGCGUCUGCUCCAGGCUUCGGGAGGCGGGCUGGUGGGCAUGCCGGCCUCGCACUUUGUGGGCGUGGACGGGGUGCGGGCUUUCCUGCAGACCUAUUCCCACGAGGUCUCCCUGACCGCGGACUCGUGCGAGAGUCACGUGAUCUUCCCCCAGCCCAACUACGCGGACACGCUCCUCAGCCAGGAGAGCUGUGGGAAAAGCGAGCCUCUUUUGCUGUCAGGUAGUUCAGCAUUCUCUAAAGAUAGUCAUGCAUUAAUUCAGGUGAGUACAUAUCAAAUAUUCUUCUCUGGGUUUUGA
This is a messenger RNA of Odobenus rosmarus divergens (Pacific walrus), 2460 nucleotides long. It is a transcript of the gene PCDHGA12, whose product is annotated as protocadherin gamma subfamily A, 12. The coding region runs from base 1 to 2460 and encodes 819 amino acids. Gene Ontology annotation, molecular function: calcium ion binding. The record is from RefSeq and is a predicted model, not a curated record. Gene Ontology annotation, biological process: homophilic cell-cell adhesion. Lineage: Eukaryota; Metazoa; Chordata; Mammalia; Carnivora; Odobenidae. Gene Ontology annotation, cellular component: plasma membrane. The transcript has 2 exons.